Molecule: messenger RNA, 1023 nt
Organism: Saccostrea cuccullata (small rock oyster)
Lineage: Eukaryota; Metazoa; Mollusca; Bivalvia; Ostreida; Ostreidae
Exons: 2
Coding region: 20-403 (127 amino acids)
Source: RefSeq, a predicted model, not a curated record
CCCCAAAGACAGGCUGAUUAUGAGUACAUCUGUACCGAACACCUCCGAUGUGUUACCUCCCGUGUUGGUGUCGGUUUCUGUAGUUUUUUUAUUGGGGAUUUUGAUUGCUGUGUUGGUUUACAGUUACAAACACAAGAAGCACAAGACGGGAGACAGCUGUGUACAGGGUUCUAGGUGUGACCUGCUCGAGGAGAUGCAGGGCCGCGGCCACCACGGCUGUGACAACGAGACGUACACGGAACUGAAGACUGAAAAAUUACCACAUUCUGACGAGACAGUCUCCCAGCAGGGACACAAGAAUUUACCACAUUCUUACAAUACAAACACCCACGAAGGACUACAGAUUUCCAAAUGUCAGACAUCAAAUGGCAAAGUAAUGAUAGAAAACGGGGCAUUUCCAUGACAGAGAGUUAAAUUGUGAGUCAGUCUGAUAAAAGCCAACCCCUUUCCGUUAUCGUUUGGAGUAGUCCGAGAAAUCUGACGAUUUCCAAUUUUUUUUUACGAUUAAGAUAUAUUUUACAAACCAAGAAAACCUGUCAUGUAAAAUAUCAAAAUCGUAAAAGCCUGGAAAACAUCAGAUAUUUCGGACAUUUUUCGGAGAUGGAGGGCAGCGGAGUAUGUUGUAGUGAUGGGGCUGGUGUUAUUCAGACUGCAAUGUGGUUUAGCAAUCAUUUCUGCAAUGGAUGAGUAUUGGCAUAGCUAACAAAAAGGCAAGUGAUCCUGAGGAACACCUUGAUGAGCGGAUCCAGGCAAUGGUUGGAUUUUUUUGUAUUCAUUGUUGAGAUUGCUUAAAAAAAAUAGUAAGCCUUUAGAAUCCAUGCACUGUGGGCAUAUCUGGCAACUCCUACAUAUCAACUUUGUUGUGUGUUUUUGCAACAAAGUUCUCAUCUUUUUUUGUGAACAUUGGCAUGCAAUGUCUCGUUCUAAGGUAUUACUAUAGUAUGCCAACAAUUGUUAUAGAAUGUUAUAUAUUUUAGGGUAGAUUAGCUUUACUCCAGUUUACCCUUUUAAUCAAAAUUUACC